This is a messenger RNA of Erigeron canadensis, 1639 nucleotides long. RefSeq lists its product as uncharacterized. The coding region runs from base 27 to 1388 and encodes 453 amino acids. NCBI's taxonomy places the organism in Eukaryota, Viridiplantae, Streptophyta, Magnoliopsida, Asterales, Asteraceae. The record is from RefSeq and is a predicted model, not a curated record. The transcript has a single exon.
GUUCAUUGGUAGAAAUAUAUAUAUGGAUGGAUCUGAUGACAAGCGAACCACAUAUGGAUCUGUCACUCACAACAAACCAAAGCAUGCCGCCAUCAACCACCACCACCACCUCUGAUCAUCAUCAUCAUCACCCACCACAAGUACCCAACCUCCAAACAAUCUUACAAUCCGCCCGUCCCUUCCUCCGCGGCGAGUUCGAAACCAUCGACACCAACCUCCCUUCCCUCAUCGCCGUCCUCAAAUCCGUUGGAGCAGGCGAAUGCUGGCACAAACAUGGCAGCUUUUUGGACCACCUCAUAGACAUCUACCGCAUACUAAAACUCUGGCAUGCUCCAGAUGCAGUAUGUCUAUGCGGCCUAUUUCAUUCCGCUUACUCCAAUUCUUACGUAAACCUUGCUAUUUUUGACCCUUCCACUGGCCGCGACACUGUACGUGGCCACGUAGGUGUCGCGGCCGAAAAGUUGAUACAUUUGUUUUGUAUCGUCAACCGCCAACAGCUCAUUUAUAAUGAGCUCUUGGGUCGGUAUUCUGACGAAACUGAACUUGUGAAACAUGUUCAGGAUUCAGAGGUUUCGUUGAGAAACGCGAAAAGGACGAUGUCGUUGGGAGUCGGAAAUUAUGAGGAAUGGAGGGAGAAGUUAAAUUCGUUUUGUCCGGAGACUGGAAUUGUGAUGAAACAUAUAAAAACAGGGGGAAAUGUGGUUUUGACCAGGAGAGUUGUGGCGACGUUUUUGCUAAUGACAAUUGCGGAUUUUAGUGAUCAGUUGUUUGGUUUUCAGGAUGUUUUGUUUGAGAAUAAGGACGGGAUGUUGAAGUUUUCAGGAAAUGAUGUGGGAAAUGCUUUGUGGCCUGGUGAUGGAAAGCCAGGAUUAUGGAUGAAUUCGUUAUCUCGAAUGGGUGCCAUUUAUACUUUGAUUGUGAGAGAAGAAGAAUUGUGUCGUAGACGUCAAUCGGGUCAAUUAGCUAACGUGGAUGAUGAAAUUAUCGAGCUAGUGAUACCGCCGAUUUUUGACAACUGUACAAAGGUUGUGAGUGCGAAAGAUCAGAUUGAGGCGCGGGAUUUGUACUGGGAAGGUGUUUGUGAGGUAUCAAAGAUAGGAUUAGAUGGAUGUGAAGAGGCGUUGAAAAGGAGUGUUGUGAAGAAUCCAUAUGUUGGGGAGCCUCAUGUGGUUUUGGGGCAAAUUUAUCUGAGUAAAGGGCGGUUUGAAGAGGCGGAGAAAGAAGGGGAACAAGGGCUGAGGCUUUUGUUGGAAUGGGGAAGUCCAUGGGAUAAGAGGAUGUCAUGGGAAGGAUGGAUAUCUUGGUGUCGAGUUUUGGUUAUGAAAGCCAAAGAGAAAUCAUGGCCGGAUAAUGGUUUUGGGAUCCUUAACUUGGGGCUCGUCCGAUAGGCUCUUGCAAUGUAUGAAGGUUGGUUUGUUUACCUAAAUAUAUUUGUACGAAAUGCCAUAUGUUUAAUUAGUAGAAUAAUGCUGGCAUUUGUAUGAUUUUAUAUGUAUAAGGAAUCACUCAAGAAACAAUUAGAAUGGUACUAGUUAUUACUUUUCAGCAAUCUUGUUCUGCUUUAUUAGUCCAUAGUACUGAAUAUGCAUAAUUCUGUGAUACAAAUCCAUUUCUAUUUAAUCUUCCUUUUCAUUGUUAA